Salvia hispanica is the source of this 1139-nucleotide messenger RNA. The record is from RefSeq and is a predicted model, not a curated record. NCBI's taxonomy places the organism in Eukaryota, Viridiplantae, Streptophyta, Magnoliopsida, Lamiales, Lamiaceae.
UAAAGAACAUGUAUGGUCAUAGACAGUUUUGGGUCCCCGCUUAUUUUAGAGAUCUACCGAUGGGUUGUUUGUUGAAGACAACUUCUAUAUCUGAAUCAGAGAAUAGUUUCUUCAAACGUUUUUCCAGGCCUCACUUUAAUCUGGUGGAAUUUAUGUUGCAGUAUGGUAAUGCGUUGGAUGCACAAUGUAACCAAACAACCAGGCUUGACUAUAUUGAUUCUACGAAUGUUCCAAGUCCUCUCACAGAGUUACCAUUUGAGAUGCAUGCUGCCACGAUCUACACGGAUAGUAUUUUUAAAAAGAUACAGGUAGAAAUUGUUGAAGCAUCUAAAAAUUGCAUGAUGAUCUACAUGUCUGUUGAAACAAACAUUCGCGUUUAUAAAGUAACUGACCGGGGCCAUAGGACUUGGACUGUUACGAACAACGCUGAGUAUGAUUUGUACGAGUGUCAAUGCAAGCUGUAUCAGAGGUAUGGGAUUCUGUGUCGUCACAUAUUUUUUGUUUUCAAGAAUAAUGAUGUGCAAUUGAUACCUGAAAUUUAUAUUGGAAAGAGGUGGCUGAAGAAACCUCUUUUAAUAUCUGUGCAUGGUUCUUCUACCUCAACUUUUCAGGAUCAGACAGAUUUCUUUUACGAUGACAAGCAUAAUGCCAUCAACAAACUGCACACAACAUAUUACAGAUUAGUACAGAGAGUUGAGGGCAGCAUUGCUGAUAUUAAUGUAGUUAUAGCAACGAUUGAGGAUGUUGAAAAUCAGCUUUUUGGUGAUGGUUCUUAUGUGAUGUCCGUGUUGGAGAAAAAGAAGAGCUUUGAGGAAUUGUAUGGUGUUGUGAGGCCUGAUGUUAUACAUGCUCAUCCACCAAAUGUGGUAAAGUGUAAAGGAUCUGGAUCCAGGUUGCCUUCUAAGAUGGAGGCGGCGAAGAAGGCAGCAGCUAAACCUCCUAGGCGAUGUGGGAAAUGCCAUAAAAUGGUUAGUCAUGAUUCAAGGAACUGUGGCAAAGAGAAGAGUAAAAAAUAGAAAUAAAUUAGUUGUUCCUAUUACUGUGGCUUCGAUUUAUUAGCAUUCUUGAUUCCGUGUUUGUAUGGAAGAAUAAUAAUCUCAAACAUAUGUUCUGAAUGUUAUCUCAUUUUAUUUUCCAUA